UUUCUUGUGCCCUGAAAGGCGAUUAGUCUUUCUGGCAUUGAUGGAGUUAAGCAUUGCCUUAUGUACUGAAGUAAGCAGUGGUGCAUUCUGGUAAUAAGGUGGUUUGAUGGUUGCUGUGAGUUCCACGCUGUAGUGAGUGCACUGGUAACAGCAUGUGGCAAGAAUUUAUAAUGUGAAAUGUGGAACUAUGACUCUGGUGAUGAGGAACCAGCCUCUCAAUCUGACAAGAGUGAACUGCACAGCACUCUGAAAACCCUCUCGAGUAAACUGGAGGAUCUAAGCACAUGCAACGAUCUUAUAGCUAAACAUGGAGCGGCUCUCCAGAGGUCCCUGAGUGAGCUGGAGAACCUGAAGCUGCCUGCAGAGAGCGGAGAGAAGAUCAAAGCUGUGAAUGAGCGAGCUACCCUAUUCAGAAUCACCUCCAAUGCUAUGAUCAAUGCUUGUCGUGAUUUUCUGGAGUUAGCAGAGACCCACAGUCGAAAAUGGCAGCGGACCCUACAGUAUGAACGAGAGCAGAGGAUUCGCCUAGAGGAAACGAUUGAGCAGUUAGCCAAACAACAUAACAGCUUGGAACGAGCCUGCCGAGGAGCCCCUGGCCUAUCCUCAAGCACCACAGGAAUCACCAACACUACCAAGGGGAGUGUGCAACCUUCAAAAGGGGAGGCCAGUGAUGAAGAUGAGGAGACAGAGUAUUUUGAUGCCAUGGAGGAUGCACCAGCUUUUAUCACAGUAACUGCAGACCCCAAACAUCACAGACGUUCUGGCAGUAACCUGAGUGGGGCCAGCGAAGGCCACUCUGAGGAUUGGACCCUGGAGGACAAUGUGUUUGAGAGCUCAAAUCAAUCUGGCUACAAUGAAUCAACUUGCAAAGAUCUCCUACCUAAGAAGAGGAGACGGACUCGUGUCCCAGACAAACCCAACUACAGCCUUAAUCUGUGGAGCAUAAUGAAAAACUGCAUUGGCAAAGAACUUUCCAAGAUCCCUAUGCCUGUAAACUUCAAUGAGCCACUUUCUAUGCUGCAGAGGCUGACUGAGGACUUGGAGUACCACGAGCUGCUGGACAAAGCUGUCAAGUGUGAGAGUUCCACAGAGCAGAUGUGUUUUGUUGCUGCAUUUUCAGUGUCUUCCUACUCAACGACUGUCCACCGCACAGCAAAGCCAUUCAAUCCUCUGCUGGGAGAAACCUAUGAACUAGACCGACUAGAUGAAUUUGGCUUCCGUUCACUCUGUGAGCAGGUGAGUCAUCACCCACCUGCAGCAGCCCAUCAUGUGUUUUCCAAGAGGGGUUGGACAUUGUGGCAGGAAAUCACAAUUGCCAGCAAGUUCAGGGGCAAAUACCUCUCUAUCAUGCCACUAGGCGCCAUUCACUUAGAGUUCCACUCUAGUGGGAACCACUAUGUCUGGAGGAAGGUCACCUCUACUGUUCACAACAUCAUUGUGGGCAAGCUCUGGAUCGAUCAGUCAGGUGAAAUAGAGAUUAUUAACCAUAAGUCAAAAGAUAAAUGCCAGCUGAAAUUCACACCCUACAGCUACUUCUCCAGAGACAUCCCACGGAAGGUGACAGGUGUGGUGACAGAUGCUGAUGGAAAGGCACAUUAUGUCAUGUCAGGGACAUGGGAUGAAAAGAUGGAGUACUCCAAGAUAGUGCAGAGCAGCCAUGGCAACACCAGCUCAGAGGGCAAGCAAAAAACUGUCUAUCAGACACUGACUCCAAAGGUCCUUUGGAAAAAAUACCCUCUCCCAGAAAAUGCAGAGAACAUGUAUUUUUUCUCUGAUCUGGCCCUGACACUGAAUGAGCCUGAGGAGAGGGUGGCCCCCACAGACAGCAGGCUGAGACCUGACCAGCGGCUCAUGGAGAAUGGCAAGUGGGAUGAAGCCAAUGUAGAGAAGCAGAGGCUAGAAGAAAAGCAAAGGGCAGUACGUCGCAGGCGGGAAGCAGAAGCUGUGGAGGCAUUGGAGGAAGGCAAAGACUAUGAAGGCUACAUCCCACUGUGGUUCGAAAGGAAAGUGGAUCCCUUAACAGGGGAGCUGAUCUGUAUUUACAAAGGUGGAUACUGGGAAGCCAAGGAAAAACAGGACUGGAGUAUGUGCCCUGAUAUCUUCUGAGCCGCUCCUCCCACAGUGGGACAGCAGAUCCCCAGGGGACCUCUCCCAUCUACAAGAUAAGAGGAUUUGUGAAUGGGAUGCAUCCGGCAGCAUCCCAUGGUUGACAUAACAGUGCACGGAAACACACAUGCGGAAAAUGAAUACAGAAAUUAAAAAAAAAAAUCAAAACAGGGAUUCCAAACUAUUUUUUAUGCACUAAUAAAAUAGCAUUCAAUUUUUUUUUAAUGGUGGCUUUUUUUUAGCUACUAAUUAGGAACAAGGACAAGUUAGUUAAUUUUAGCCUAGCAUAUUUAUUGCUGUCAGGAGUUGCUGCCUAUAUUUUUUGAAGCCUCAGCUUUAUUGACGGAGAUGCUGACUUCCAAAGAUGCACACAUUUUGGGGAAAUGAUGUACAUUCAUUUGAACUCUUCUUUUUUUUAUUUUUUUUUCAUUUGUUUGUGGACUUAAUUGAAAAAAAGAAAAAAAUCUACUUCAAGUUCAGGUUCAUUUUUAACUACACAAGCGACUUGCUGAUCUCAUUCACUUCAGAAGCUCUAGGGAAAAGAUUAUUUUAUAGGAACUGUAGGUUAGGUGCUUACUCCUCAGUUCUCUCAGUAGCUCCCGACAGUGCCCGAUGUUGCCUCCAUAUGAAUUAAGAUAUUUCCGUGAAGCUCUUUAGAUGACUUUUCUUUUUUAUAGAAGCAUUUGAACAGAUUUCUUUCAAUCUGCAAUAUUUAGUCACUAUUUUUAGAACAAUCUCUAACAAGAUGCUUUUUUGAGUGUUGUUUUUUUUUUUCUUCCUGAAACUAUGUCCUAAUGAGAAACAGUUCCUUUUAGAGAUCAGGAAGCAGGCAAUCUAACUAGGGAAACUUUUACACGAAAACUAGAGUGAGAACUUGUGAACUAGAGCAAAGACCCUUAUCAGCAGUUUGUAGACUAACGGGUACCACCAGUGCUUGUAGCAAUCUGUAGCCAACUCCUGACUCAGCAUAUCGAGUUAUCUUCCCCUUCGUAUCUUUGCAGUAGCAACUGAUGUUCUGACUGUCCAUACCUCAUAGAGAUACUACUGGGCAGGGAUUAGGUGCUGAGCUGUCUCCUGACACAAGGCACAAGGGAAGGUGAAAAUGGUUGCUAUUGCAUGGCUGGUCCCCAAAAUGUACUGGAGUGCUGGUUCCUUUGUAAAGCAUGAAUAGAAGGGGUGGAAUACAGAGAUGCUGAUAAAGCAGCCUGGUUGAGAAAGAGCCCACUAUGGGAACCAGGUUAGCAUGAAGGUGUAAUUAGAUGUGCUUUCACAAGGAGAUGGCUCCCCUAUCCCUUCUUUUUCCCUGUGCCCAUUAUCUUAAGACUUCCUUCCCAUCCUAUGCUGCUACUAUCUCCUUGUCAUUCCUUUCUCUGCCUCAGCCCAGCUCUAGUACUAUCUAUUUAUUAUUUUACAGAGUUUAUAUCUUCCAGUUGAUCUGUAUUGGGAUGGCUGCACCUCCUGCAUCCUGGUUCCCAUUCAUAUCCUUCCAUGUAUAAGCAAAGAUGGGCCUGAUCCAAGAUCUGCGGACAUGGCAGGGAAGGGCCAAGAUUCCAGAGGUGCCUCUCACCCCUUUGCUCAUGAGGGGCCAGUCCAAAGUGAUUCUGAGCACCCACUCCAAUACCUUGGAGAGAUUUAAAAUCCAAAUACAAGUCUAGCCGUAUUAAGCAUGAAACUGCAUUAAAGUCACUUUCAGGCCAAUGAGAGAGGUGCCUGCUUUCUUGCCUAGUAGCUGUGGAAACAGAUCGCACCUUUCCAUCCUCCAGCAAGAAUGAGAUGAGCAGCUAAGUACCAUCAUGCUUCCCAGAGGAAGACUUAGGGAGCCUCUGAGCAGAAUCUGUUCCUGCUUCCUUCCCAAAAGCACAAAUCCUGCCCUUUUCAGCCAAGGGGAACAUGGGAGGAUGUUGGGAGGAUGAUGUCUUAAAAAGUCCCUGCUGAGGAACAAACAGGGAAAUCCAACCUCUGACUUUUCUGCCACCUUGUUGUGACAUGUCUAUUAUCUAAAUUCCCUCCCAAGUGGACUUUCAGUCAAAGACCAAAGUAUUGCUUCCCAGGUUAGCAUGAGAGCCCCA
Molecule: messenger RNA, 4175 nt
Organism: Gavialis gangeticus (Gharial)
Lineage: Eukaryota; Metazoa; Chordata; Crocodylia; Gavialidae
Product: oxysterol-binding protein 2-like
Exons: 13
Coding region: 178-2106 (642 amino acids)
Cellular component (GO): intracellular membrane-bounded organelle; membrane; cytosol
Molecular function (GO): cholesterol binding
Source: RefSeq, a predicted model, not a curated record